AUGUCUUAUGCUCGCACCAAACCUCUUUCCGCUUCCUCGUCCUCGAUCUCGUUAGGCGAUCCGUCUAACGAGAUCCCUCUACCGGCCGAUGCUAAGGAUACCAUCUCAUCCAUCUCAUGGUCGCCUACUGCCAAUUAUCUGGCGGCAGCAUCCUGGGAUAGUAAGGUGCGCAUCUACGACAUUGGCAAUGGUACCAAUGGAGCUGCGCGUAAUAUUGUGACGUUGUCCGCGGAUCGCCCGUUCCUUGAUUGCGAUUGGGCGAAGGACGGGUCUAUGAUUGCUGCGGCAGGAGCCGACGGCAGAAUUCACGUCCUGGACGCAGCCACGGGUCAGACGGGCAUUAUCGGAGCUCAUGAUGCGCCUAUUCGCAGUGUGCGUUUCGUCGAAAUCCCCGGAAAUUUGAUGCCUAUCAUGGCAACUGGAUCUUGGGACAAGACAAUUCGAUACUGGGACGUACGAACCGCAAAUCACGUCGCUACUCUCAACUGCAAAGAGCGCGUCUACUCAAUGGACGCCAAGGCGCAGACUCUUGUGGUCGGUACUGCUGAUCGUCAUAUUCAGCUUGUCGACCUCAAGAACCCGAGCGUUUUCUUCAAAUCGCGGGAAUCUGCACUCCCGUAUCAAACCAAGGCUGUCGCGGUCUCUCCCACUGGGGAGGGCUGGUUGACGUCUGAUAUAGGAGGUAGAGCUGCCUAUACUGACAUCAAUGAGUCGAAUACCGAGAGCUUCACCUUUCGUUGCCACCGCGACGAUCCCGACGCAAAAAAGAUAACUAAGGUUUGGAGCGUGAACGCCGUCCAGUUCCAUCCAAUCAAGAGGAGCAACUUUGUCACCGCCGGUUCGGAUGGCAGUUUCGUUUUCUGGGACCGUGUAUCGCAUAGUAGGGUUAGGCGGUACCCAGCUCCCCCUUCAACGACUACGGCAGCGAAGGGAGUAAAGAGUAACGAUACUCCGAUUGGCAUCACGGCUGGCAAUUUCAACCGCGAUGGAAACUAUUUCGCGUAUGCUUACGGGUACGACUGGAGCCGAGGCGCAGUGGGAAAUACCCCCCAGACGAAAACUGCACUCAUGCUCCACCAUGUCAUACCAGAGGACCUGAAGAGGAAGUCUUAG
Messenger RNA from Hypoxylon trugodes, 1113 nucleotides. Its product is annotated as WD40 repeat-like protein. The coding region runs from base 1 to 1113 and encodes 370 amino acids. The record is from RefSeq and is a predicted model, not a curated record. Gene Ontology annotation, biological process: RNA export from nucleus; transcription-dependent tethering of RNA polymerase II gene DNA at nuclear periphery. NCBI's taxonomy places the organism in Eukaryota, Fungi, Ascomycota, Sordariomycetes, Xylariales, Hypoxylaceae. Gene Ontology annotation, molecular function: RNA binding; ubiquitin binding. The transcript has 3 exons. Gene Ontology annotation, cellular component: nuclear pore.